AUCGCCUCCGUUGCCAGCGCCGAUAUCUCGAAGUUUUCAUCUACAGUAUAAAAGUGAGACAGCUAAUGUUCUCAAACAGAUCAACAUGCAGCGUCUUAUAUUCUUCAUUCUUGUAGCUGUAUGGAGUGCUGAUUCUCAUGAGGGGGCUGCGAAGGAAGCUGGGCACUACUACCAAACUACGCCAGAACAGAUAUAUGGAUACGAACAGCCACAGUAUCCUCCACAAGCUUACCAACAACCAUUUUAUCAGCCUCACAUGAUGAUGCCACCAUUUGCACUGCCAACCUACGACGUGGCCUACUGCUCUGUCCAUGCAUCCUUCCCACUCGUCGGAGCACGAGAUGAUGACCGUCGCCGGGGACACCGACUUCGAAAAUUCGAACGACAGUCCUGUCGCUACUCGGCUGUCUUCUCAUGGGAAGCUUGCAACACCUGCUGUAAGAUUGCCAGUAGGACAAAUGGCAAUACAAAUAUGAAUGAGAUCGUAGGAGCACUGUUCGUCUUUGAUCCAGACAUGGACUUCCGUCGUCAUGAUGAUGAUCCAGAGAACAACAAGAACAAGGCCGUGCAGUGCGUCUGCUGUGCACCGAAGAGGUUCUAACCCUUUAUCAUAUACUCUACAGUUAGAAUAGAGUAAGAGUGAAUGAAUAAAGGAAUAAUGAAAAAAGUUUACGAAUAAAGGUGUAUCGUUCAG
This is a messenger RNA of Cylicocyclus nassatus, 694 nucleotides long. The record is from the annotation of a GenBank genome assembly. NCBI's taxonomy places the organism in Eukaryota, Metazoa, Nematoda, Chromadorea, Rhabditida, Strongylidae.